CCCGCGCCGCCCCCCGCCCCGCCUGCGCGCUGCGGCUGGGCUCGGCGCGGCUGGGCUCGGCGCGGCUGGGCUCGGCGCACUCGGCGGGGCGCAGCGCGGCGGCGGCGGCGGCGGCGGGGCCUGCGGCUGCUCGGCCUCGGCGCGGCGGCAGGAGGGAGGCGGCCGGGCCGGCGGCGGCGCUGCCGCGGUGGGCUGGGCGCGGCGCGGCGCGGCUCCCCGAUGGCCGCGGGCUGCAGGGACGGCCCGGGGCAGGAGAAGUACCGGCUGGUGGUGGUGGGCGGCGGCGGCGUGGGCAAGUCGGCGCUCACCAUCCAGUUCAUACAGUCCUAUUUUGUUACGGAUUAUGAUCCAACAAUUGAAGACUCCUACACCAAACAGUGUGUGAUAGAUGAAAGAGCAGCACGCUUGGACAUUCUGGAUACAGCAGGACAAGAAGAAUUUGGAGCCAUGCGUGAACAGUACAUGAGGACAGGGGAAGGUUUUCUUCUUGUGUUCUCAGUCACCGAUAGAGGAAGUUUUGAAGAAAUCUAUAAAUUUCAGCGGCAAAUUCUUAGAGUGAAAGACCGUGAUGAAUUUCCUAUGAUUCUAGUUGGUAAUAAAGCAGAUCUGGACCAUCAAAGACAGGUGACACAAGAGGAAGGUCAGCAACUAGCACGACAGCUUAAAGUAACAUACAUGGAAGCCUCAGCAAAAAUCAGAUUGAAUGUAGACCAAGCUUUUCAUGAACUUGUCAGAGUUAUAAGGAAAUUUCAAGAACAGGAGUGCCCUCCAUCACCAGAGCCAACACGGAAAGAAAAAGACAAGAAAGGCUGCCAUUGUGUAAUUUUCUAAGAAUCCCAAGAACCAAGCUAUCAACUGCCAGAUUAUUUUUUCUUUCCAUCUUUUUACAUCACUUCCGGUAUUGGUCUAGCCUUAUAUGUGCAUGUCCUAAAAGUGGUCACCAGAAUAGCCUUAGUCCAAGAAGCUGGCAGAAUAGUUCUUAAAGAAGACUCGGUCAUCUUGGGGCAGACUUCAAAACAAAACACUAAGGCUGCUUCUUUAAUACCACAGUUCCUUCCUUCUCUCCCUUAAGAGGUUGCACCUUGUGGAGUUUUAUUCGCAAAGGAGAUGAAACAAAACCGUGUAGGACAAGGUGUUGAAGUCAUGCAUAAGUUGUUUCUUGUGAAUUAAUUUAUUUUUACGUCUGACAUUUCAUUAGCUAUUACAAAGACCUAUAUUGAAGUAUAGAGUAUACUUUUAAAAAGGGGUGGAUUGGCUUUUUGCCCUCAGUUAAAUUAGACUUGAGUAUUCAGCUAGCCUUAAGAAACCUACACUGCAUUUCAUUGUCAGCAAAAAUGUUCAUCUCUUGUUUAUGCUGCAGUUUUAUUUCAGUGGCCAAAACAGUCUACUGUAUUUAUUUUAUGAAUCCAGAGCAGCUACAGGAUGAUUGCUACUACUCUUAGAAUAUGGCCAAAUACCUGAGCUCAUUCUGGAUUGAGGCAUUUCAGCUUGUUAUGAAAUUUCACAUCGUUGUUUGAAAAAAAAUUAAUGUGUCUUCCUUUGUAUUUCUGGGUAAGGGAUUGAGGAAAACUUAAAAUUGUAGCUGUUUUUGUUUUAUGUGAUAUAAAAAUGAAUUUGAUCUUUCCAUUGUCAGAGAUGAUUAAAUGUUUUUGCUAUAUACUUUUAUACAUUAUUUUCUUAUCAAACUAGUUAACAAGUAUUUUUAUAUGUUUGUAAGCAAAUAUGCUUUCACAGCAUAACUUGUGUAUAUGUAAAGAUGAGUAUUUAAUUCUCACAGUUCACUUUUAACUGACAAAAUGUGAGAUUUGCCAAACUGUGGUAAACUUCUCCUUACUGUUCUGGUUAUGCCCAAGAAUGGCCAAUUAUGUGCCUGCCCAACACACCCAUAGAGUAAAAUCUAGUGUUGUGUUUUAAUCAAUUUCAAUAUCCCUUACUAAAGACUGACCAUUAUGUGAAUUAUUAAACUGUAAGACUUUUAACCGAUUGUUUAGUUAAACUGUGGAUGGUUGUUUAAUUUGAGUUCUGUGGAUUGUGUUUAAACAAUUCAAGAAUAUGUUCCCUGAUAUUGAAAUACGGAGUGGUAUUGCACAGCUGUCACCUUACUGAAUGUGUCCAACAGUUCUUUGAAACUUGAUUAUUAAGCAAACCCUUGUAUAACUUCAGGUGCUAGAAUUAAAGAUGAUCUAACCAUUA
Dromaius novaehollandiae (emu) is the source of this 2193-nucleotide messenger RNA. RefSeq names its product RAS related 2 (gene RRAS2). The transcript is spliced from 6 exons. Gene Ontology annotation, biological process: Ras protein signal transduction. Gene Ontology annotation, molecular function: GTP binding; GTPase activity; GDP binding. Bases 220 to 831 code for a protein of 203 amino acids. Gene Ontology annotation, cellular component: plasma membrane. The record is from RefSeq and is a predicted model, not a curated record. NCBI's taxonomy places the organism in Eukaryota, Metazoa, Chordata, Aves, Casuariiformes, Dromaiidae.